GUCAGUUCCCUAUAGCCAUUCCCCCUAAUUCGCAACAAUGCGAGGUGCUCAUCCUUUACGGGGUAUCCCUUGAGUGAAUGUGAAAGUAGCUGGAUAAGGUUGGCGAGUGUUCAGGAACUGGGCCCCAUUCCCUCCCUCACCAUUAUCAGAAUCCUUUCGCGCCUAGAAGCCACCACUUCGUUGACACUCCCCUCUCCUUUUUCUACUUUUUAAUCACAACUCACAGCCGGCACCCAGCACUGUACCGUAGGUUUGUUCAACGCUUGCCCAAGGGAGCAUAUAACAAUCCACAAGCACUUGACUUAUUCCAAUAGUUCGUUCACAGACAGAGCAAGGACAGGUCUGCUUCGACCGCCUCGCGUCUUUGCUAGUCCGUUCCUAACGAAGUCAUUGACGGAAUGGGUUCUUCUCGCGCUUCCGACGAGAGCCUCGACAACGGCGAUAGAUUCAAGUUUGGCGACACUAUCGACAACGACGAGAACCACGAGGAUGACGAUAACCAGAAGAGCGAACGUGGUAUCAAGGUGGAAGAAACGACACCGAUAUUGACACCUAAGCUUCCAUCUUCGCAAGAUGCGUUCGCCUUGCUGGGUGUGUCCCGGCCGGAGAGUUCCACGCCCCAAACCACGACGCCGUCGCCUCCUGAGAAGCCCAGUCGCGUCAACCGCAAGGAAAAACGCUUCGUGGUCACGAAGCAGGAUCCUCGCGCCCUGGCCACGCCCAAGGGCAAGAAACGUGAGGCUGAUGGUAGCAUCACACCCCCAAUCCAGCCUACUGCGAAGCGCACAAGGGCAGAUCAAGAGGAGGCCAAACUCCCCUAUCAAUCGAUCAAGGCAAUCAACAUGCCGCCGCGCCUUGGUCUCGUCCCUGGUCAGAUCCCGCCGGUACCUGACCGAGCUAACCUCCCAUUUGGCGAAACCGAAGACUUCUGCAACAGCCUCAUCAUCCAUUGGUGCGACGAGCAGGAGCUAGGAUACGGAAGGGUUGCAGGCCUACAUAAUCAAAUGUUCCCGCAGGACAAGAUGACCGCUGAAGCCGUGCGAAGGCGUCAUAUUCGAUCCCUCCAGCGCCUAACGAAGAAGUUUGGUGCGAAACCUUUGAGCCAGAUUGGCCCGCUUGGUAAGAACGUCCUUCAACGUGGGAAGUCUCGAGCUCCCCGACUCAGUGAUAUUGUUCCCGCAGUCAACUGGCCUUCGGUCUCUGCUCAGGCCGAGGGCACUGAAGACGCUGCUGCUACUACUGCUACACCCAAUCCUCUACAAGUCAAGAUCGGAAUGGCCAACAGGUUCUCUGCACGCCACGAUACACUCCAAGCAAAGCGUAAUCCGGUGCAAAACUCAAUAGACUUCAAGAAGGCCUGUAUCGUGGUGUGGCGAGACAGUCUGAAGAUGGAUUUCAAAACGAUCCGUGACAAGCUGGAGACAGAGUACACGUGGUCUCUUGGUUUAGGUACUAUUGAGAAGUACUACUACCAGAAUAUCGAUCGAGUUUACGGUACGCUUCGGGAGAAUACGAGGAACGAUCAGGACGAUGGAGAUGAUCAGGGUCAAAAAGUCGUCGAGGCGGCCAAUGGUAAUGAAGUUGGGGACUUCGAUGCCUCCCAGGUGCCGGAAGGAGAUUUACUGUAGACUGAGAUGGUAGAAUGCGCUCAAAGGUCGGCAGGCGGUGUCGAGGACAUGGAAAACCUCCCCACGGAACGCGUUGAAGUCUUAUAGGCUGCUUUUGCUUAUAGACUGGGGCUGCGUAAUGCGAGAACAAGAAGGUAGACCAGGUUUCCUAUCGGAAACUGCUAGACUAGUGCAAUCAAUAUGAAUGUUUGAGUGCCUACACAUUACAGUCGACCUUUGUUGUAGUUCGUUCUAAGAGGAUUGUUGUUAUGUGACAAAUUCUUUUAUUAUUAUCGGGUUUCAACGCGUCAAAUCUCGAAUUUACAACAAGACCUUCAUCAGAACCAGCUAUGCAUGUAUUGGGAUUUGACGCCUGAGUG
Cucurbitaria berberidis CBS 394.84 is the source of this 1987-nucleotide messenger RNA. RefSeq lists its product as uncharacterized. The record is from RefSeq and is a predicted model, not a curated record. NCBI's taxonomy places the organism in Eukaryota, Fungi, Ascomycota, Dothideomycetes, Pleosporales, Cucurbitariaceae. The coding region runs from base 399 to 1628 and encodes 409 amino acids. The transcript has a single exon.